Molecule: messenger RNA, 918 nt
Organism: Suillus fuscotomentosus
Lineage: Eukaryota; Fungi; Basidiomycota; Agaricomycetes; Boletales; Suillaceae
Exons: 4
Coding region: 1-918 (305 amino acids)
Source: RefSeq, a predicted model, not a curated record
AUGAUCCACAUGUGGUAUCAUCAUCAAACCCCUGCCAAGAUAGGGCCACGUCAUAAGAAACGCAUAAUGAGUACACAUGUCAGUCCUACUGUUACACCGGUGACCUUGUUAAAGUCAGAUGUGAAUGGAAAGCGUAGAUUAGAGGCCGCACCAUUUGAAAAUGUGCAUCACAGAGCACAAACCACACAAAUCCAUGUCCUCUCUGUCAAUGAACCUGGAACUGCACAGAAGCAGAUGAAGGGAAUUGUGGGGAGGCAGACAAGGGCGCACUUGAAGAAGCUCCUCAACAGUCUGAAUUGCAGGGAGGCAGAUGUAAACGAUGGUGCAUGCCGGAAGCAGACAAGGGUGCGCCUGAAAAACUCUUCAACUGCCAGAAUUGUGGGGAGGCAGAUAAGGGCGCACCUGAAGAAGUCCUUCAGCUGCCUGAAUUGCAGGGAGGUAGACAUAAAUGAUGGUGCAUUCUGGGAGGCAGAUGAGGGUGCACCUGAAGAAGUUCUUCAACUGCCUGAAUUGUGGGCAGAUGAGAGCGGGGAGGCAAAUGAGAGCACACCUGAAGAAGUUCUUCAACUGUCUGAAUUAAUUGUGGGGAGGCAGAUGAGGGCGCACCUGAAGAAGUUCUUCAACUGGCGGAAUUGUGGAGAGGCAGAUGAGGGUGCACCUGAAGAAUUGAGGAAGUUCUUCAACUGCCUGGAUUGUGGGGAGACACGCAUGCUGGAAGCAGAUGAGGGUGCAUGGUGGAGGCAGACAAGGGGUGCGCCUGAAAAACUCCUCAACUGCCAGAAUUGUGGGGAGGCAAAUAAGAGCGCACCUGAAGAAAUUCUUCACCUGCCGGACUUGCACACGACAGGGCAGGAGGUCCAAGAGAGAAGUAUUGUACAAUGGGGAUCUAAGGAGCCUGCCAGGAUUGUAGAUCUGUGA